AUGCAGGGUGGCGCAGGCAAGGGAGGGAGGGAGGGCAGAGACCUGGGAAGACCAGAGACCAGUCGUGGGGGUCUCACUGUGGCUCUACUACUGCUGCUGCUGCUGUCCCUAGCCACCACCGGAGCUCCCCUUCUGGCCGGAUCCACUCCAUCCCCCACCACCGCUGCCACCACCGCUCCCUCCUCCCCCACUACCGCCGCUGCCACCUCCACCGCUCCCAGUGGCACCGCCGCCCCCACCACCACCUCCACCCCCACGACCACCCCCACCACCUCCACCUCCCCCGCCGCCUCCACCACCGCUCCCUCCACCGCCACCCCCACCUCCCCUGCCACCCUUGCCGCCCCUGGCGCUGCGGUGCUUCCCACUAGGAGCGGAAGCAGCCCCGACCUCCUCAGCACCAAGGUAGUCGAGAGUAGCAGCAGCGGAGGCAUAGGAGGGGGCAAGAGGGGAGGGGGAGCACCCCUCAAAGAGGGGAGUGCGAGGAGUGCCACGAGCAGCACCUACAGCAAGAAUGUUCUUUUUGGCUGCUAG
Messenger RNA from Closterium sp. NIES-65, 534 nucleotides. Lineage: Eukaryota; Viridiplantae; Streptophyta; Zygnematophyceae; Desmidiales; Closteriaceae. The record is from the annotation of a GenBank genome assembly.